AUGAUCAAAAUUUACCUUAUAGUACAAAUUGCCUUGCACAUAAUAGUAUUUUGUGGCAAGAAAAAAUUAAAGAAUGAAAAAAUAUGCGCAAAACAGAUUUGUGCAUCACUCAAAAGACUCAAAUUAAAAAGAAACAAAAAAGCAUAUAUCCAGAUUCACAAUACAUUAAAUGGUAAUAAAAACACCACGCACACAUUACACAUGAAAAAUAAAAUUUGUAUUUUUGAUUUAAGCGAAAAGCUUAUAGACUAUAAACUGGCAUUUGAUCUACAAAACGUUUUACACCAAUCCAAAAUUAUUCUACAUAAAGAAAAUAGCCUAAAUAGUUCAAAUCGUUUAAGUAAUUCAAAUAGCUUAAAUACUUUAAAUAUUACAAACAAAUCAAAAUUAGGUAAACUCAAAAACUUAAAAAAAAAUAUAGAAAAAUAUGAUUUCUGUUUUGUACUACAACAUACACCCUGUUAUACGUUAGGGAGUUCUGCUGAUUCUAAUGAUAUCCAUUUAGACGAAAAAAAUUAUUAUAUUGAAGAAAUAGAAGAAGUAUGUAAUAACUCUGAAUCGAAUAAAAUUCUUCAAUUCAUUAAUAAAUAUGAAAAUGUUAAAGACGAAAUAGAAAAAUGUGAAAUUUACGAUGAAAAAAAAAAUUAUUUUGACAGCUUUUUAUAUAAUAUAAAUAAUAAAAUAAAAAUUCCAGUAUAUCGUAUCAAUAGAGGGGGUAAAGCAACAUAUCAUGGUCCUGGACAAUUAGUCUUAUAUUUCAUUUUCAAUUUAAAAAAUUAUUCUUCAAAUUAUAAUGAAAAACGUGUACAAAAUUUAUCCCGCAAUCAUUAUAAUUUUCCCAAAGAUGGAAGUACAAGGAAAAAAGAUAGUGAAUGUUUAUCGUAUGAUGAAAAAAAUACAAACAACCCUACAAAUAUAGAAUGUUUAUUUGACCUACACAAAACAAUAAAUAAUUUCCAAAAAAUGGGAAUGGAAAUCAUGAAAAAACUUAACGUAAAAACUCACACGAAAAAUGAUUCAAUUGGAGUUUUUUAUAAUGAUAAAAAACUUAUAUCUAUUGGUUUGAAAAUAAGAAAAUACGUAUCAAUGCAUGGGAUGUCUGUAAAUUUCAACAUUAACAAAAACUUUUUAAAAUAUUUAUUAUCUUGUGGUAUGAAUCACAAUGAUUACACUUCAUUGCACGAACUAGACGAAAUGAAAAAUAAAGAGAGCACGAGGGAAAAUGGAAUAGCUCACCACAACUCUUUGUUGAGGGAGUUAACAGUUCAUUCAAUACAAUCGUUAAAAACCAUUUUUAAUGCAAACAUAAAAAUUACAAGUGACAUAAGAGAUAUUUUUGCUUAA
Molecule: messenger RNA, 1344 nt
Organism: Plasmodium malariae
Lineage: Eukaryota; Apicomplexa; Aconoidasida; Haemosporida; Plasmodiidae
Gene: LipB
Product: lipoate-protein ligase B, putative
Exons: 1
Coding region: 1-1344 (447 amino acids)
Biological process (GO): protein lipoylation
Cellular component (GO): mitochondrion
Molecular function (GO): lipoyl(octanoyl) transferase activity
Source: RefSeq, a predicted model, not a curated record